Messenger RNA from Anoplophora glabripennis (Asian longhorned beetle), 6549 nucleotides. RefSeq lists its product as uncharacterized. Gene Ontology annotation, biological process: response to oxidative stress. NCBI's taxonomy places the organism in Eukaryota, Metazoa, Arthropoda, Insecta, Coleoptera, Cerambycidae. The coding region runs from base 62 to 4420 and encodes 1452 amino acids. The transcript is spliced from 10 exons. Gene Ontology annotation, molecular function: peroxidase activity; heme binding. The record is from RefSeq and is a predicted model, not a curated record.
GGUUCUCAUCGUUGUCGUGCAGAUAAUGCUCUAGUGUUGAGAACGGGGGAAAUUUCGCAAAAUGAGGAGCCAGCGCGGACUAUGGACGACCAUGCUACUGCUGACGACGCUACUAACCACACACGCCACGGACGAAACAAACGAAAGCUACAAGACAAUUAACGGACGCCCAGGAACAACAAUAGACGAUCGGAAUAUUCUCACGUACCGCAAAAUAUUGGCAAACAGCGAGGGAAGAGCGACAGAUGUGAAUACGCCGACAAUUAAGGAAAACGAAAGUGCGACGCAAUCAUUAAACGAACAAAAGAACGACGAUUAUUUUAAAGUGAACAGUACCCACGGUAGUGAAAGAGAAAAUGCUGAAGCGACUGCUGAUGAUGGAUCAGAUAAAAAUAGAAACGCUUCUAGAAACUCUAAAGAAACUGGUACAGAUCUAAGACAACAACGCAACGAUGACAAAGAAAUCACCAGCGAUGAUCUAGAUCAAAGCCGAAAUAGGACGAAUGGUACUAACGACUCCAAUCGUGAGCAGAAAAUAUUUGGGAUAAACAACAAUUUGGGAUUCGUGGAAGAGAUACAUGUUUUCCAUGAAGAGGGAGAGAACGAGGAGAUAGUAGUGGAAAUUAUAGAUGAAGAUACUGAUGAUGACAAAGCUAGGGUCACCCACAUUCAUUUGGAAGAAAAGGAACUGGACAAUGCCGUGGAAUUUGGGAUGCAAUCUGUGGAGGAUUUGAUCAGGGUGAAGGAACCAUUGUGGUACAACAUGGGCCUAUUCCUGGACAAAGCCGAUCCCGCCAGCAAAGUUGCAGCUUUUGGAAAACCCAUAAACGAUUUCGCCUUGGAAGUCUCAAAAUACGGAUUCCUAACCUUAGAAGCCAGCAAAAAAAUGGCGGAAUCAUUUCCCGAAAAUGUCAGUCGACAAGCGGCAGGAUUUCCAGGCUCGUUCCAUCCCAGGCAGCUGCGGGACGGUUGCCCCCUCAAGGGCACCCCCAGAUGUCCUCCAGCUUCCAGGAGGUACAGGACAGCAGACGGUACUUGCAACAACCUAGACAACCCUUGGAAGGGAUCUGCCAUGCUCCCCAUGCAGAGAUUCCUUCCACCGGCUUACGAAGAUGGUAUUCAAAGCAUAAGACGCUCCAUCCUAGGCCCUCGCCUACCCUCCGCUCGGGAAGUCAGCGUCCAAAUCCAUGGAGAUAGAGACAAGGAACUUCCCACUGUGACCUUGAUGCUGAUGCAAUGGGGGCAGUUCAUAGACCACGACGUGACGUCGGUGGUGAAGUCCAGGAGUUUCAACGGGUCCAUACCACGGUGUUGCGACCGUGGGGGUAGAGCGGUACUACCCCAAGAGUUCAUGCAUCCGGCCUGCCUGCCUAUAGAAGUGCCGAUCGACGACUGGUUUCUAGGGACUUUCGGGGUGAGAUGCAUGGAAUUCAUUCGAAGUGCUCCCUCGACAAGGGUGAACUGCGAUUUGGGGUGGCGCGAACAGAUAAAUCAAGUAACUGCCUUUAUAGACGCCUCCACGAUUUAUGGCAGCGAUAUUGAAACGUCGGACUCCAUGAGAACCUUCAGGAAUGGUAGAAUAAUCUACGGCAGAUCGCGUCGUCAGGGACCCCUUCAGCCCCCGGAUCCUCCAGGGGGCGAGCUCUGCAGAUCGGGCGCCCUCACAACCGAUUGCUUCCACUCGGGAGACGGCCGUGUAUCGGAACAACCAGGCCUAACCGCCAUGCAUACCAUCUGGGUCCGGUUCCACAACAAAGUGACCACCGUACUGUCCAAAUUCAAUCCCCACUGGAGCGACGAGAAGCUCUACCAAGAAACCAGGAAGAUCGUUUACGCCCUCGUGCAGCACAUCACUUACAGGGAGUUCCUGCCCAUAGUACUGGGUCCGGAAGUGAUGGAUCUGUUCGAACUGCGGUUGGUACGGAAGGGGUAUUAUACCCAGUACGACAGCAAAGUCAAUCCAACGAUUGCUAACUCCUUCAGUACUGCCGCUUACAGAUUCGGCCACAGUAUGGUGCAGAACUCAUUCGUUAGGACAGACCACAAGCACAGGCCUCUUUUUAACAACGUUUCGCUUCAUGAAGAACUCAACAACUUUGAGAACAUUUGGAGCUUCGGCUCUGUUGACAGACUUCUGCUGGGCUUUGCCAACCAACCCGCCCAAAGACGGGACGAAUUCAUUUGCGACGAACUUUCAAACCAUCUCUUCCAGUCUCCCAAUUCACCUUUUGGUUUGGAUCUGGCUGCGAUCAACAUACAAAGAGGAAGAGACCACGGCAUCCCAUCCUAUACCUCUUGGAGAGAACCCUGCGGCUUGUCUCCUAUUAAAACUUGGCAGGACCUGAAGGGAAUAUUCAACCCUAACAGUAUCGAUAGAUUCAGAUCGGUAUACCACCACGUGGACGACAUAGAUCUAUUCAGCGGUGGUUUGGCAGAGAAACCUGUAAGAGGAGGAGUGGUAGGACCUACAUUUGCUUGCAUAAUAGCUCAACAGUUUCUAAAUUUAAGAAAAGGCGACAGGUUCUGGUACGAAAAUGGAGGAUUUGAUUCCUCCUUCACCCCUGCACAGCUUCAACAGAUCAGACACGUGACUCUAGCUCAAAUCCUAUGCUACACCACGGAUGAAAUAGAAACCAUUCAACCAUUUGUUUUCCUAUCACCCGACACGUUUAGGAAUGUUAGAUUAUCUUGCAGCAGCCCGCUGAUUGACAAUUUUGACCUCUCUGCUUGGGAGGAACGAGAGUUUAACGAAUUUGACGGCAUCAACAACAACAUUGACUUUAAAAGAGAACUUAAAUUCCCGUUGCGACGUACGAAACGAUCUAAGACAAAAACGACUACCAAACGACCCAAAACCAAGAAUAGAACAAAGACUAGUACAAAGAGAAAAACUGCUAACUCUGGCUUUAGAGUGAGAAUUACAAAUGUAACAACCAGUUCGGUUAAACUAGGAGACAAUUACGGAGGAGGUAGUGGUGUUACAGCCAAUACAGUACCACCUAGACCAGUUUAUAGACCACAGAGUUACCAAUCGGACAAAGACAAUACAGAAGUGACUUACCUGACUGGAGUUGUUCCUACCAAGACUCCCCAAAAACCACCUCUAGAGGUUAACAUCAAAAUCCAAUACUACUUACCAACGACGCAGACAACUACCACGACUAGACCCACUAGAAAAAAGAAGAAGAACCCGACUAGAAAGCCUACUUACUCACAGACAGUAGUUAUAACUCAAAGACCUCCGAACAAGAACCCACAAAUCAGUUAUCCCAGCAUUGUGCAAGGGUACAAUGAUUUUGCCGUAAGACCUAACGACCUUUUCGAGAAACCUACUAAUGUACCUAGACCUAUAAACAUCGACAACAAACCUGGCUACACUUUUACAGACACUAAAAGACCUAUUCACGUCUACGACAAACCAACUAUCGUCGAAGACAACUACGAUAACUAUAGACCUAGCAACAGACCUGGAAUCUACACAUACAAUGAACCGACGACGAAAAAGCCUUACAGUGCCAGACCACAGACUUCCUACCAAAACUCGUACGACCAAACUGUUUACGAAGACCUACCCUUUUCGACUUCCCAAAGACCGUAUUAUUACGACACUUACCCGACUAGAAGACCCAGUUUCAGACCUCAACAAAACGGAUAUAACGAUGAAAUUUACGACAACAUUAAAAGACCUAAUAACUAUGAUAAACCUCAACAAAACGGACACGAUGACGAAAUAUACUACUUCAAUAAAAGACCUAGUAACUAUGACAAACCCCAACAAAACGGAUACAACAGCGAAAUAUAUGACUACAAUAAAAGACCUAGUAGCUAUGAUAAAUUUGACCCUAUAAACGACGUGUACGAACAAGUAUUCAACGAACACGACAGGAUCGGAGACGUGCCCAAGAAACCGACUUUUGGACAAAGCGACUUCACUGACUCGACCAGAUUCCCUGACAGGGUAAAUAAACCCACCAAGAUAUACUCUAUAGCUCACAUACACAAACUAGACAACGACCAAAUCGACGACAAACUCGACUUCAAGACCAGACUUGUAACAAAACCUAAAGGUUACGAUGAAUACGACGACAGGCGCUUUAUUAAGAUUUCUUCCGUAAAAGCAGGAAUGACGCUGACCGACAAAGACUUAGAAUCCUACACCCUUCAGGAAAGAGAUGGAGAGAUGGACCUGAAAGAACUGGGAGGAAAGGAAGACAAAAUCAAAGUCGUAGACAUCGCCGUUGCUCCUAGUGAGAUAGAGGAUGAUCAGUGGUUGGUUUACAACGCCACGGAUGAGAUAAUGCCCAUGCUACUGGUACCUGACAUUAACAAAAAUAUUUCCUGCUCCAGUGAGUUACCAAGGCCUAUGAAGAGACCUAAGGCUUCCCAAAAACUGAACAUCAAAGACAGCCGAACUCUCUAAGCUUUACCUGAGUGACUAUGACUAUACAUAUUAAAAAAACAACAAUAUGCAAAUACUGGCGUAAUUUUACAGACAGAUACGAUUUAUAGAAUAUAAAUUGAAUGACUUCAAAAACUAGGAUCUACAAAACGCAAACAUAACUGUUUCCUGCUUUAAAAUAACAGAGACAUCUAAAAAUUGACGAGAAAAAGACUUAUACAAACAUUCCCCAAAUUUACAAUAAUUUUACCAUGUUUAUAAAAAGGACUGUUAAAGACGUACGGACACUGUACAGAUAAACCUCAAGAUAUCCUCACAACCACUAAAAACUGUUAAGGACAAAUUGAUAAUAAUUUUACCAUGAUAUUAUUUGCCAAAAGGACUGUAAAGAUUUAUAGACAGACAAAAAUAGACCUCAACAUGUCCUGAAAACAAUUAAUAACUAUCCACUACUCGCAAGAACAAAUUGAUAAUUAUUUCCCAGUGACAUUAUUUUUAAAAAGGACUGUUUAAAUAGACAGAGUAUAAAUAGACCGCAAAAUAACUGAAAACUUUGUUCAAUAUUCGACAAGGACAAACUGACAAUUUGAGUAAUAUUAUUAGUGAAAAGGACUGUUAAAGACUUACAGAGUACAAAUAUGUCUCAAAAUGUCAUUAAAUUAUUAAAAUAACUGAAAACUGAUGGACAAUUUGACAAUCAUUUUAUUAGACUGAUAUUCUUUGUGAAAAGGACUGUUGAAGACUUACACUACUACUACAAAUACACCUCAAAAUAACUGAAAACUCGGUUAGAUAUUCAUUGACAAAUUGACAAACAUUUCACCAAUUAUUUGUAAAAAGGACUGUUAAAGACGUGUUAGCGAAUUCAACUGAACUCGAGAUAUCCUCAAAAUAACUGACAACUUUUCAAUUUUGAACAAGGACAAAUUGAUAAUCGCUUUACGAGAGUGAAAAAAGACUUGUGAAAAGGACAGAUACAAAUCGACUUAUUGUAAAAUAAACUGUAUAGACAUACAAAUGUACGUAAAUUAUCCUAGAAAAUAAUAGAAAUCUUUUCAGUAUUAACCCAAGACAAAUUGACAAUAAUUUUACCAAUAGUGAUAUUAUAUGUAAAAAGGACUGUUAAAACAACAACAACAAAUGAACACAAGAUAUCUUGAAAAUAAUUAAAAUCUGUUCAAUAUUCAACAUUUCAACAAAGACAAUUUGACAAUAAAUUUACCAAUAGUGAUUAUAAUUUGUGAAAAAGACUGUCAAGGACGCACAAACAGAUACAGACGGAGAUAAACUGAAAAUAAUUCAAAACUUUCUGUUCGACAAGGACAAAAUGACAACCACUUUACUAGAAUGAUUUUAUUUGUGAAAAGGACUGUUAAGGACGUGUAGACAGAUACAAUGAACUAUUCUGAAAAUAACUGAAAUUUGUUCAGUAUUCAACAAUGACAACAUGACAAUAAAUUUAUUAAUAAUGAUAUUAAUAUGUAAAAAAGGACUGUUAGAGAUGCAUAGACAGAUACAAACGGACUUAAGACAUCCCGAAAAUAUUUCAAGACUAUUCAGUAUUAGACAAGGACAAAAUAACAAUCAUUUUACUAAAGUGAUAUUAUUUACAAAAAGGACUGUUAAGGACGUAUAAAGGUAUACAAUUUGACUCAAGAUAUUCUGAAACAAUUGAAUACUGUUCAGUAUUCCACAAGAACAAAUUGAUAAUAAUUUUACCAAUAGUGAUAUUAUUUGUGAAAAAGACUGAGACAGAUAAAAAAUAAAACUCAAGAUAUCUUCAAAAACAAACUGAAAACUGUUCAGUAUUCGACAAGGACAAACUGACAAUCAAUUUACCAGAGUGAUAUUAUUGGUAAAAAGGACUUUAAAUUUACCAAACGUGGACUGUAAAUAAAUUGGUAACCUUACGAAAAUAGACUUACAUAAAAAAACAAUAACUGAGUAACUAAAUACGAAUCUGAUAACGUAAUGACUAAAAUACCGACAUACUAUUGCACAGAAACAUACUGUAAAACUGACUUAUAAUAUGACUUUUUAGACGACUUUGAGAAUACUGUCAAACUGACUGUUACUGACAUCUGGAGGUGCUUUGAAACAACUACCCAGACUUAAAGAAAACAAAACACGACAUUUAUUAUAUCAAAAUG